GUGCCUCGCUGGGUCCCGUGUGUUAACCUGCCCCUGCCUCCCACCGAGCUUCCUCCGGGCUCUAGGGGUGUUUGGGUCCUCAGGGCUCUGCUUUCAGGGAGGAAUGGGAGUGUUGGUCCUGCUAAACCCCCUGUGGUUUCAUCCCAAAUUUGCUUGACUGGCAGUGGGAAUCCUCGCCCUUGGGAAUCUCUUAAUGUCGUAUAGAAGUGGCGCUUCAGGAGGCUUAUUACUUCUUACAGUGUCACUGGAGCUUUGUGUAGCUGAAGGAAAAUGAUGGAAGAGAGUGGAAUAGAGACAACUCUGCCUGGCACGCCCCCACCAAGCUCAGCAGGGGCUGCUGCUGCUGCUGCUGCAGCACCUGUCUCAUUAGCUUUGUCCAGUCCCCUUUCUACACCAAGCAUGUCCUCUUCUCCUGCAUAUUCACCAUCCUCUCCAGCUGGAUUGUCUACAAUUCCUCCUAGUCCUCCUUCUCCUCCUCCUCCUCCUCCUCUGACUUCGGCUUCUUUCCCACCUGUGCCUUUUGCAACGAUUUCUUCUCUUGCACCAUCUCAAAGUCCUGCCCUACCUCUUGCUGCCCCUUUAGCCUUUAGUACCCCCAUGUCCCAGUUCUCUGCUCCACCUGCAUUAAGGUUUACUGCUAGCCCUGGUCUUCCUGCACCUCCCACUGGUCCCCCCAUUUCAGGUUUUUCCGUGUCCUCAACCUAUGAUAUCACCAGGGGUCAUGCUGGUCGAGCACCACAGAACCCACUGAUGCCUUCAUUUUCUGCACCUCCAGUCACAGGAGGUGUUUUGGCUGAUCCCAUCACUCAACAAGCAACUUGCUCAUCAUCUUUGUCUCCUGGGGUUGGCUCUGCAAUCACUUUUCCUGAGGAGCAUGAAGACCCCAGAGUAUCUACUACCCAUGGUGGAGCACCUGCUGGAGGACUGUGGGGAUUUAUAAAGGGUGUAGCUGAGAAUCCCAUGGUGAAGUCUGUUCUUGAUAAAACCAAACAUUCAGUGGAGACCAUGAUCACAACACUGGAUCCUGGCAUGGUUCCCUAUAUCAGAACUGGGGGAGAACUGGACAUAGUGGUCACUUCUAAUAAAGAGGUAAAAGUGGCAGCAAUUCGGGAUGCCUUUCAAGAAGUCUUUGGAAUGGCUGUUGUUACUGGGGAGGCUGCACAGUCUAACAUUGCACCCCAACCUGUGGGCUAUGCUGCAGGUUUAAGGGGAGCACAGGAAAGGAUAGACAGCUUGCGUCGGGCAGGAGUCAUCCAUGAGAAACAGCCUGUUGUAUCUGUGGAAAACUUCAUUGAGGAGUUGCUUCCUGACAAGUGGUUUGACAUUGGAUGUCUGAUUAUUGAGGAUCCAAUUCAUGGAAUUCACCUGGAAGCAUUUACCCAAGCAACACCAGUGCCUUUGCAAUAUGUUCAGCAGGCCAAGAGUCUCACUCCUCAGGACUACAAUCUGAGAUGGUCAGGCCUGCUGGUGACCUUGGGCGAAGUGCUGGAGAAGAAUGUCCUGAACGUGAACAGGACGGACUGGCACAUGGUGUUCACGGGCAUGUCCCGCCGGCAGAUGAUAUACAGCGCGGCCAAGGCCCUGGCAGGGAUGUACAAACAGCAGCUGCCACCCAGGACCGUGUGAGAGUGGCUGGUCUGUCACACCAAGGAGUACUGGGCUUGGUUCUAGAGUUGAUGUGAAGGCUACACAGUCUUAAUUCUCAGUGGAUGCAACACAGAUUUGUAAUCUUAACUCUAAACUGUUUCUACUUUUUAAGAAGCGAAGGUGAUUUCCAGUAGUGGAAGUGAGCAAUUGCAGUUUUUGGCUAUUAUAUGAUUUCCAGUAUGAUUCACAAAGCUGGAAAUUGAGACAAGUGUGUAUAUUUAUAACUGGUACAAGUAGCAUUACAAUUUUUCAAGUGUAACAUGCUAUGAUUUGACACCUUACUAGGCAUUUGCUGAGAUACUUUAGUUAGUAUACUUUUGAAAGGGGAUAUUUGUUUAGCUGUUUCUAUUAUAUUAGUAAUAUAAACAUGUUGACAGCAUAACAUGUAUGUUAUAUAUAUGCAUUUCAAUCCAGAGAGACUACCUUCUGUAUUACAUGUUUUACUGGGGCACGUAUUUAGGGGAUACUUAACACCUCAUGGUUUUGGUGUCUGUAUAUAGUUCUCAGGAGUGUUGCCAAGUAGUUUCUACAGCACAUAACAGUGAGGUGCUGAAGAGCACAAAUCCAUGCCCUGUUAGCUGAAGUCUUUGCUAAAUAAUUCUGAAUUCUCAUUUUCCAUACUGCAUCUUUUUUUCUUUUUUAUGUAGCAGUAAUAAAAUUCGUAGCCAGUUGAAACACCACAGACAAAUUUCGAGUUGCUUCAGUGGGUUUUAUAUCAGGUACCGCAUAUGCCAUGUGAAAUCAUCUCAGCAGUUUGAAUAACAUCAUUUACUCCAAUGCUUCCAUACUUCACAUUUUAUAUGGAAUUACGUAAUUCCUCUUAUCUAGUUACAGCUGUCAGCAAUUUGAUUAUGGAAAAUGGUGAUGUGUGUAUCGCUUUGCUAGCCUGGGUUUUUUAAACACUUUGAAGUCUUAAAUGCUUUCUUGAUGUCAUGAGCUCACUGUCUCUCAUAUAAGUUUUUGGUGUGUCUGACGUUUUUCAUGGCUGUAAAGGCCCUCUAUCAAUGGUCAUGCAAUCUUAACAUCUGUACUUAGAAAUAUGGAAGUAAUUGUGAAGAAAAUAUUUUGGUAACACUUUUUUAAGAAACAAAGAACAAACAAAUACUUUUUGUUUGCCUUAA
This is a messenger RNA of Neopelma chrysocephalum (saffron-crested tyrant-manakin), 2768 nucleotides long. It is a transcript of the gene PRRC1, whose product is annotated as proline rich coiled-coil 1. The record is from RefSeq and is a predicted model, not a curated record. NCBI's taxonomy places the organism in Eukaryota, Metazoa, Chordata, Aves, Passeriformes, Pipridae. The coding region runs from base 271 to 1626 and encodes 451 amino acids. Gene Ontology annotation, molecular function: protein kinase A regulatory subunit binding. Gene Ontology annotation, cellular component: cytoplasm. Gene Ontology annotation, biological process: activation of protein kinase A activity. The transcript has 9 exons.